Molecule: messenger RNA, 4682 nt
Organism: Podarcis muralis (Common wall lizard)
Lineage: Eukaryota; Metazoa; Chordata; Lepidosauria; Squamata; Lacertidae
Gene: PIP4K2A
Product: phosphatidylinositol-5-phosphate 4-kinase type 2 alpha
Biological process (GO): phosphatidylinositol phosphate biosynthetic process
Cellular component (GO): plasma membrane
Molecular function (GO): 1-phosphatidylinositol-4-phosphate 5-kinase activity; 1-phosphatidylinositol-5-phosphate 4-kinase activity
Source: RefSeq, a predicted model, not a curated record
GCACCAGCAGCAGCGCCAGGGACGAGCUCGCCGCUUCCUUCCUGCCGCAACCGCGCUAGCGCCCGCCGCGCAGCCACAGCCGCGCUCCGUCUCUCCUCCCGGCCCUGCCGGUCCCUGCUCCACCUCCUCCUGUGUCGGCGGCGGGAGCAUCGCCGUCCCUCCUUCUCUGCCCUGCUCCUCUCGCGUCUGCUUCCUCGGCGUCUCCCAUGGCGGCCCCGGGCAACAUCGUGUCCGUUAUGGCCAGCAAGACCAAGACCAAGAAGAAGCAUUUCGUGGCCCAGAAAGUCAAGCUCUUCCGGGCCAGCGACCCGCUGCUCAGCGUCCUCAUGUGGGGGGUCAACCACUCGAUCAAUGAACUGAGCCAUGUUCAGAUCCCUGUUAUGUUGAUGCCAGAUGACUUCAAAGCAUAUUCCAAGAUAAAAGUGGACAAUCACCUUUUCAACAAAGAAAAUAUGCCAAGCCAUUUCAAAUUCAAAGAAUAUUGUCCAAUGGUUUUUCGUAAUCUGCGAGAGAGAUUUGCAAUUGAUGAUCAGGAUUUUCAGAAUUCUCUGACAAGAAGUUGUCCCCUUGCUAAUGAUUCGCAAGCUCGGAGUGGUGCCCGAUUUCACACCUCUUACGACAAAAGAUACGUCAUCAAAACCAUAACAAGUGAAGAUGUAGCAGAAAUGCACAAUAUACUGAAGAAAUAUCACCAGUUUAUAGUGGAGUGUCAUGGCAACACACUACUUCCUCAGUUUUUGGGAAUGUACCGGCUUACUGUUGACGGAGUCGAAGUAUAUAUGAUUGUUACAAGGAAUGUAUUCAGCCACCGUUUAUCUGUUUAUAGAAAAUAUGAUUUAAAGGGGUCUACAGUUGCAAGAGAAGCCAGCGACAAGGAAAAGGCCAAAGAACUGCCGACAUUCAAAGACAACGACUUCAUCAACGAUGGCCAGAAGAUUUAUAUUGAUGAAACGAACAAAAAGAUGUUCCUUGAAAAGCUUAAAAAGGAUGUUGAGUUCCUUGCUCAGUUGAAACUCAUGGACUACAGCUUGCUGGUUGGAAUUCAUGAUGUUGAGAGAGCAGAACAGGAGGAGGUUGAAUACGAAGAGAACGAUGAAGAGGAAGGAGAAAGCGAUGGGGCUCAUCCUGUUGGGACGCCUCCAGAUAGCCCAGGAAACACACUCAACAGCUUGCAGCCUUUAGCUCCAGGAGAAUUCGACCCAACCAUUGAUGUCUAUGGAAUAAAAUGCCAUGAAAAUGCACCCAGGAAGGAGGUAUACUUUAUGGCAAUCAUUGAUAUUCUUACUCAUUACGAUGCAAAAAAGAAAGCUGCCCAUGCUGCAAAAACCGUCAAACACGGCGCUGGUGCAGAGAUUUCAACAGUGAAUCCCGAACAGUAUUCAAAGCGGUUCUUGGACUUUAUUGCCAACAUCUUGACGUAACCUAAUGUUCCAUUGGACAGAUUACAAGGUCUGGGAACAGCAGCAAUGGCUACAAGUGUGUAAGGGAUAAAAAGCUUCUUUUAAAAGGAACUCUCAAAGUGCUAUCUUGCAGAAGGCAGCCCCCUUGUUUACAUCUGCUGGCAAAGAUGACUGACUGGGGUGAAAUACUCGCUUUAACAGCUGCCUGAUUUAUGCCCAGCAUAGUUCUAGCUAUUUCUGAUGCGUGUGUGCGUGCGUGUGAGUGUGUGUGUGUGCAGAAACAAAUAUAAAUUAACUAAUAAUAACUAAAAUAGAUCAGCUUCUUACUCGGUGUGCAUUGCAACAACACUCCAUGAAUACUAGCUGAGCUGGGAUGAAUGGUUAGAGGUGGGUGGGGAGGAAGGCAUUAUAUGCAUGUUAAGUUCUACAAUAUUGGUGUCGAAACUAAACUGUGGAUCAGUUUACGUUUUGAGCUGAGAGGUGCAAGACAGUAUUUGGUGGCGAUGAUGACUAUGACCUUACUGCAAAUGUUACACUUAACUACCCUGCAUGUUGGCACUCUUUGAAAAUAGAAACAUCAUAAGCUCCUUAUGCCGGAAGCUUUCCUGUUGGCACCUUUUUCAUUUAAUUAAAUUGGCCCAUUGCAACAGGAAAUAAGUCUUCCAGCAAUUCAGAGGUCUGGCUCUUGUUUUACCAAAAUCUAAUGUCAUAAUCAUGCUGUGUGUACUUUGCCAAGGGUAGACAUAUUUUGAGGGAGGUGGAGCAGGAACAUUAAGACUGUUUAAUUGUCAUGUUACAUGAAGAUUUUACACUGUAUGUUUAUCGUAUAGGAGCUGAGUGUACUACAAAGGAAAUCAAUGAUGCUUUUUUGGAAGAAAUUAAUCAUUUUGGGCAAUAAUAGCAUUUUCCACCACAUGAACAAAGGAAUAGGAAAGUCUGUUCACCUGUAACUGAUCAAAACCGAGACAUUUAAAUGCUUACAUUGUGCUGUUUUUAAUAUUUUAUUAAAAUAUUCUUUUUUUAAGCCCUAAAUUUUACUGUUUACAUUAAUAGGAAAACAGGGAUGCUUUGAGUAUGUCACAGUAUGUGAAUCUGAAGUUUACAUGUAAAGUUAUUUUGCAGUACAGAUGAAGUAAUUUCUUGAAGUAUAAUAUGCAGUAAUGUACCCAAGUGGAUAUUCAGUUCACCUCCAUGAUAGAAAAUAUUUUUGCAGUCCAUGGUGACAGGUUGUUUUGAGGUUAUUUUAUAUGGCAUUUUUAUUACCUAAUUAGCUCUGUUGCUCCAAAUGAUGCUGUGUUAACUGAUUUGCCUAAAAUUAUGUUGUCGCCUAUAACCUGUUUUGAAAAACCUCAGAUCACUUGGGGGGGGGGGAGGUUCCAAACUUUGAGGACGACAGAAUUAGAUAUGCUUAAAACUACUAUUCUCUACUUAAUACACUGUGCUAAAUUGUGCCUUUAAAAAAAUUAUAUGUUGAAACAGACAUUCAUGGGCAACUCAAAAAAUAAACCACUCUCUCUCUCUCUCCCACUCUGCAACGUAAAGCUUGUUCCACAAAUUCCAGGUUGCCUUUUCCACUUACCUAAUGCCAGUUCUGUUAAGCUUGCAGCUGAGCAUAAAUAUGGAUAGUUGGCUUCAGAGAACUCUGAUAAAACAUAAGCGGAUCUUGCUCUCAUGCAGCCAAAGGCAAUAUAUCCUAUUACACUGCACAAUAUUUCAACAGGGCUGUGAUCAUAGAAUUAGAAAGGACUGCAAGUCCAACCCCCUGAAAUGCAGGAAUCUUUUGCCCAACAUAGGGUUCGACCCCCCCAAACCCUGAGAUUAAGAGUCUCAUUGCUCUACCAACUGAGCUGUGUUACCUUUUUAAAAAACGUAUCUAAUUCGGUUUUAUUUUCCCACCGAAGAUAAUGAAUCUUAAAGAGUGAUGGGAUUCUCAGUUAUUAAAAGCAAUCACCUUCCCCCUUGCUCUUAACCCACAACAUUCUUGGACGCUUUAAAAGGCCCUGUUUCUAUGCGAAAACAGAUGGCUGUUGAGAUUUACACUGACCUUUUAAGACCCUCCAUCCACAAUAAGUUAACCCAAAUUGCUGAUCCUUUUUGGCAGUGGGUCUCUUGCAACUCUCCCUUUGUGGGGGCAGGGGAGCUCCAUAGCUAAGUGUUGGAACCCCCACUCUGCCCGCAAAAGGUCCUCAGUCCAAUCCCUGCCAUCUCUGGGAAAGAUGUCUGAAACCCUGGAGAGCAUCUGCCAGUCAGUGUAGACAGUACUGAGCUAAAUGGACCAGUGGCCUGGCUCAAAAUAAGGCAGCUUCCUAUGUUGCAUCUCAUUAGUGCUGUUGUCUCCUUUCCCUCCUCCUGUUUGGACAUACUUCCCAGCCAAGCUAUUAGUGACUGCGAGGCAAAAGACACAGCCCCACAUGGGUUUCUCACCACCUGAGUUCUCCUUCCCCUUUGAUAUAUUUAUAAUAAUGACCAACUCGUUACUAUAGUGGGGUAGGAGAGCUGAAAAUAAUGCCCAUAAGCCUCCUAGAGCAAAAUAGAUACAUCAGGAGGCGUAGUUUGACCAUAGCAGCUAGAGGAAUGGGAAAAUUUGUGUCCUGGGCUUUUUAGACUUGUCUACCCCACGUACUAUCUGAUACCAAAGGGGCACAUUGGUUGCCAGAUAUGACCUACGUUGGCAUUAUUUUCAGCUCUCCUGCCCCACGACUGUGUUGCUCAAUGCAGAUGGCGGUACCCCCUCUUUAAAAGUCAGCUGUUGCAAAUCUGGAUGGCAAAUUUCUUUAGUAGUUUGUCCAACAUCUUGGAAUAGCUGUAGCUUCUGUCUUACUGAGGCGCAUGAUACUCAUAACUGCAUUCUCUCCAGUUUGGGAUAGAUUACAAAUACACUUUUCAGGUUGAUGCAAGGAAUGGUUGUCAAGUCGUUGACAAGGGGUAGGUCAUGCACUUUCCACACACGUCCUACUGCCCUUGAGAGACAUUACUUUGAACAAAUAUUUUUUUGGGUUCCAUUUUCUGUUUUGUGACAUAAUAGUCUCUGAAAUUCCCAGUCAUUGCAAACGUACCCCCCUAAUGGACGGCGCACCACUGUAAGUUUAUAGAGCUCCACCUAGCUGAAAAGUCUAGGGAAAAUGCUUCACCAAAUAAAUGGCCAUCUCUUUUCUCACCUGAAUCUCUAUUGGUACGAUUGGAUGUAUUAUAUAUACUGUAUACUUGGGUGGACUGUCACAACAAAUGCUACCACCAGUGACUUUUCAGGAUUAUAAAUAAACUUAACUAAUUUCUACUGUG